This is a messenger RNA of Myotis myotis, 1748 nucleotides long. RefSeq names its product mitogen-activated protein kinase 3 (gene MAPK3). The record is from RefSeq and is a predicted model, not a curated record. The coding region runs from base 1 to 1140 and encodes 379 amino acids. Gene Ontology annotation, molecular function: ATP binding; MAP kinase activity. Gene Ontology annotation, cellular component: cytoplasm; nucleus. Lineage: Eukaryota; Metazoa; Chordata; Mammalia; Chiroptera; Vespertilionidae. Gene Ontology annotation, biological process: intracellular signal transduction; protein phosphorylation. The transcript is spliced from 9 exons.
AUGGCGGCGGCGGCGGCUCAGGGGGGCGGGGGCGGGGAGCCCCGGGGAGCCGAGGGGGUCGGCCCGGGGGUCGCGGGGGACGUGGAGGUGGUGAAGGGGCAGCCGUUCGAUGUGGGCCCGCGCUACUCGCAGCUGCAGUACAUCGGCGAGGGCGCGUACGGCAUGGUCAGCUCAGCUUACGACCACGUCCGCAAGACCCGCGUGGCCAUCAAGAAAAUCAGCCCCUUCGAGCACCAGACCUACUGCCAGCGCACGCUGCGGGAAAUCCAGAUCUUGCUGCGCUUCCGCCACGAGAAUGUCAUCAGCAUACGAGACAUUCUUCGGGCACCUACCCUGGAUGCCAUGAGGGACGUCUACAUUGUGCAGGACCUGAUGGAGACAGACCUGUACAAGUUGCUCAAAAGCCAGCAGCUGAGCAACGACCACGUCUGCUACUUCCUCUACCAGAUCCUGCGGGGCCUCAAGUAUAUCCACUCGGCUAACGUGCUUCACCGGGAUUUAAAGCCCUCCAACCUGCUCAUCAACACCACCUGCGACCUUAAGAUCUGCGAUUUUGGCCUGGCCCGGAUCGCCGACCCCGAGCAUGACCACACUGGCUUCCUGACAGAAUACGUGGCCACGCGCUGGUACCGGGCCCCAGAGAUCAUGCUGAACUCCAAGGGCUACACCAAGUCCAUCGAUAUCUGGUCUGUGGGCUGCAUUCUGGCUGAAAUGCUCUCCAACCGGCCCAUCUUUCCUGGCAAGCACUACCUGGACCAGCUCAACCAUAUUCUGGGCAUCCUGGGUUCCCCAUCCCAAGAGGACCUGAAUUGUAUCAUCAACAUGAAGGCCCGGAACUACCUGCAGUCUCUGCCUUCCAAGACCAAGGUGGCCUGGGCCAAGCUCUUCCCCAAGUCAGACUCCAAAGCCCUUGACCUGCUGGACCGGAUGUUGACCUUUAACCCUAAUAAACGGAUCACAGUAGAAGAAGCCCUGGCUCACCCCUACCUGGAGCAGUACUACGACCCAACAGAUGAGCCAGUGGCCGAGGAACCUUUCACCUUUGACAUGGAGCUGGAUGAUCUGCCCAAGGAGCGGCUGAAGGAGCUCAUAUUCCAGGAGACAGCCCGCUUCCAGCCUGGGGUGCUGGAGGCCACCUAACCUGAACAGAUGCCUCCGCUCCCCGGGACUGGGCCCUGCCUCCUGUCUGCCCCUCCCCUGCUGGACUGUUAGAAAAUGGACACUGUGCCCAGCCCGGACCCCGGCAGCCCAGAUCGGGGACAGGGCAGGCCUGGCCAUCUUCCCUCGCUUUGCUCGGGCCUCCGGCUUCAGGCAGGCCCAGGCCUCCUCCCUCCCCCCUCCUAGGACCUGUGGCUCAGGUGGCCCCAAAGCAGAUUCCUCUCAGCUGCUCUGCCUUCCUCUCCCCGAGCUGUCCCAGUCUCUGGUGGUUCUGGAAUCGAAGGGCCCUGGCUGCCCUGUGACCUCCUGAGGGACGGCCGGGGAUAGGGCACACUGAGUUGGGACUCGGCCCCACUCACCUCAUUCAAACCCCACCCAUUUCCCCUCAAGGAACAUUCCUAAGGCUCAAGGGCUAGUAUCCUUGAGGAGCUGGGCCCUGCCUAAGCCCCCUCCCCCUAAGCUGCCACAUCUAACUCCUGCUGCUUCUGUGUGUGGGUGAGCAGAAGUGGAGGUGGGGGCGUGGAGAGCCCGGGGCCCCUGCCCACCUGUGCCUGUAUCUAAUAUAUAAAUAUAGAGAUGUGUAUAUGAUG